AUGGGCUCCAUUCCAUCUUCAAGCGAAACUUCAGCAUUCAUUCUGUUCAUAUCUAUCUAUCUAUCUAUCUAUCUAUCUAUCUAUCUCAGUCUUUUCAUAAUAUCAAUCUCUCUCUCUUUCUAUCUAUCUCAUCUAUCUUCUAUCUAUCUAUCUCAGUCUUUCAUAAUAUCAAUCUCUCUCUCUAUUUCAUUUCUAUCUAUCUAUCUAUCUAUCUAUCUAUCUAUCUAUCUAUCUAUCUAUCUAUCUCACAAGUCAGCUGUCACAUUCUGUUAUCUAUCUAUCUAUCUAUCUAUCUAUCUAUCUAUCUAUCUAUCUAUCUAUCUAUCUCAGUCUUUUCAUAAUAUCAAUCUCUCUCUCUCUAUUUUCAUCUAUCUAUCUAUCUAUCUAUCUAUCUAUCUAUCUAUCUAUCUAUCUCAGUCUUUCAUAAUAUCAAUCUCUCUCUCUGUCUCUGUCAUUUCAUUAUCUAUCUAUCUAUCUAUUUAUCUAUCUAUCUAUCUAUCUCUGUUUUAUAUAUGCUAUCUAUCUAUAUAUCUAUCUCUGUCUUUUCAUAAUAUCUAUCUAUCUAUCUCUAUCUAUUUCUGUUCAUAUUAUCUAUGUAUAUCUAUCUAUCUAUCUAUCUAUCUAUCUAUCUAUCUCAGUCUUUUCAUAAUAUCAAUCUCUCUCUCUAUUUCAUUUUCUAUUUCAUUAUCUAUCUAUCUAUCUAUCUAUCUAUCUUUAAACUAUCAGUUUUCAUUCUGUUAUCUAUCUAUCUAUCUAUCUAUCUAUCCGUCAUUCUAUCUAUCUAUCUACCUUAUUUUAUAUAUCUAUCUAUCUAUCUAUCUAUCUAUCAUCAAUCGUUUUAUCACUGCUAUCUUUAUAUCUACACUCUGUUCAUAUCACACUCUGUUCUAUCUAUCUAUCUAUCUAUCUCAUCUAUCAUCUAUCUAUCUAUCUAUCUAUCUAUAUCAUUCUGUUCAUAUUAUCUAUAUAUCAUUCUGUCUAUCUAUCUAUCAUUUUAUUCUGUUCAAUAUUUUUCACACAUUAUCUAUCUGUAUAUCAUCUCUUUUCAUAAUUAUCUAUCUAUCUAUCUCUCUAUUCAUCAUUAUCUAUCUAUCUAUCUAUCUAUCUAUCUAUCUAUCUCAGUCUUUUUAUAUAUAUCAGACACUCUCUCUCUAUUUCAUUUUCUAUCUAUCUAUCUAUCUAUCUAUCUUCUUUGUUCAUAAUCAAUCUUCUCUAUUUCAUUUUCUAUCUAUCUAUCUAUCUAUCUAUCUAUCUAUCUAUCUAUCUAUCUAUCUCAGUCUUUUCAUAAUAUCAAUCUCUCUCUCUGUCUCUCUGUCUCUCUAUUUCAUUAUCUAUCUAUCUAUCUAUUUAUCUAUUUCUAUACACUGCUAUCUUUAUAUCUAUCGCCGUCUGUUCUUUAUAUCACACUCUGUUCAUAUCUAUCUAUCUAUCUAUCUAUCUAUCUAUCUAUCUAUCUAUCUAUCACAUUCUGUUCAUAUUAUCUAUGUAUAUCAUUCUGUCCAUGUUAUCUAUCUCUCUAUUUUAUUCUGCCCAUAUUAUCGAAUAUUCAAUUUUUUCACAUUAUCUAUCUAUCUAUCUAUCUAUCUAUCUUGUGUCCAUGUUCAAAUUUAA
Messenger RNA from Acanthosepion pharaonis, 1611 nucleotides. Lineage: Eukaryota; Metazoa; Mollusca; Cephalopoda; Sepiida; Sepiidae. The record is from the annotation of a GenBank genome assembly.